Cyprinodon variegatus (sheepshead minnow) is the source of this 1687-nucleotide messenger RNA. RefSeq names its product fibroblast growth factor 12 (gene fgf12a). Gene Ontology annotation, molecular function: growth factor activity; fibroblast growth factor receptor binding. The transcript is spliced from 6 exons. The record is from RefSeq and is a predicted model, not a curated record. Lineage: Eukaryota; Metazoa; Chordata; Actinopteri; Cyprinodontiformes; Cyprinodontidae. Gene Ontology annotation, cellular component: cytoplasm. The coding region runs from base 132 to 905 and encodes 257 amino acids. Gene Ontology annotation, biological process: fibroblast growth factor receptor signaling pathway; positive regulation of cell population proliferation; positive regulation of protein phosphorylation.
GCAACUCUCGGCGGACCGAGACCAACGAGCGACGUCUUCUCCCCCCGCUGUGCCAGAAUACAACGCUUCCAGAUCCGACCUGCUGCCGGCGGCGACUAUAGACUCUCUGUUUGCGGACUGGGUUCGGGCAGAUGGCUGCUAUCGCCAGCUCCCUGAUCCGGCAGAAACGCCAAGCCAGGGAAUCCAACAGCGAUCGUGUCUCCACCUCAAAGCGUCGCCCCAGCCCCAGCAAAGACCCCCGCUCUCUCUGCGAGAGACAUUUCUUGGGGGUCUUCAGCAAAGUCCGUUUCUGCAGCGGCAAGAAAAGACCCGUUCGGCGGCGACCAGAUGCACCCUUGAAACCUCCACAGGUGUCCCAUAAGGGCUGCAGGCUAGAGCCACAGCUGAAAGGCAUUGUGACAAGACUGUUCAGCCAGCAGGGCUUCUACCUGCAGAUGCAGCCGGAUGGGACAAUCGACGGCAGCAAGGACGAGAACAGCGACAACACCCUGUUUAAUCUUAUUCCCGUGGGUCUAAGAGUGGUGGCCAUCCAAGGGGUGAAGAGCGGCUUCUACAUCGCCAUGAACGGCGAGGGCAUGCUCUACAGUUCGGAGGUGUUCACACCAGAGUGUAGAUUUAAGGAGUCAGUUUUUGAAAACUACUACGUGAUCUACUCGUCGACUGUGUACCGGCAGCAAGAGUCGGGCAGAGCAUGGUUUCUCGGUCUCACAAAGGAGGGACAAGUCAUGAAAGGCAAUCGGGUCAAGAAAACUAAGCCUUCAUCUCACUUUGUGCCCAGGCCUAUUGAAGUUUGUAUGUACCGGGAGCCAUCGCUGCAUGAGAUAGAGGACAAGCACCGCUCCAGAAAGAGCUCAGGGACUCCCACCAUGAACGGAGGGAAAGCUGUCAAUCAAGAUUCCACAUAGCACCAGUUACAGGGAUUUCCAGUAGGGGGUUGGGGUGAGGGAUGUUGGGUUGGCAUCUUCCUGACUUAGGGGGAAGGGGCCAAGAUAAAGAAAAAAAAAAAACUUCACCAUUCCCCCUGAGAUUUCUGCCCCUCCAUACUCUUUUUAAACAAAAGAGGGUGUGGAACAGCUGCAAGGAGCUAUAACUGUACAACCAAGAAAACAAGAACAAAACUGAACUCUUGCCUGUGAAAAUGUUUUAGAUAUAUAUAUAAAUAUAUAUAUUCUUGACCAACAUUUUAUGCAAAACUGAUAAAAAAAAGGCUGUGAAAACAAAGGAAAUAUGUUCUCUCUUCACAUAUAUACAAAUAUGUCAUUUUUAUUUUAAGUUGUGAAAAAAGCUUUAAUACAUGUUGAGUUUUCAUUCAAAACCCUUUUCCUACACAUUGCUGCACUUUAAUGGAUUAUUGGGUUAAAUUUGUAAAUGAUAUCCUCAGCAUUUAUCAUUAUAACUCUCAUUACUGAUUUACUGAGUGGAAUUCAAUAUCAGUGACAGUAAUAGUGGUUCGUUUAUGGGGUUUUUUCUGUUACGUUUUUUUUUUUCAUAUAUCAUCUUCAAUGGAAGAUCAAAGGUUAAGGUUGAAAGUUAUCAAUGGUAGGAUGUUAUUUACUCAGGUGUGUACUGUAAGUUAGACCAAUGUGACUCAGAGGGGAUGAACUUCCCUGUGUUAUCCUGCUGCUGCAGGAUAGAAAUACAUUAAGCAAUAUCAUAAAGGGCAAUUUGGGAUGUUUUAAAAGGAAUG